AUGUGGGAACUUGUGGGUCUCUUGCUGCUCAUCCUAGCCUAUAUAUUUUGGUCUAAUUCAAAGUUCUCUGGUGCUAAGUUCCCCAAGAGCCUCCCAUUCUUGCCCGUGGUGGGCAGCCUGCCAUUUCUCCCCAGACAUGGCCAUUUGCAUGUCAACUUAUUCAAGCUGCAGAAAAAAUAUGGCCCCAUCUAUUCUCUUCGUCUGGGUACCACAACUACAGUGAUCAUCGGUCACUAUCAGCUGGCCAAGGAAGUCCUUAUCAAGAAGGGCAAGGAGUUCUCCGGGCGGCCCCAGAUGGUGACUCUCAGCCUGCUGUCGGACCAGGGAAAAGGCAUUGCCUUUGCCGACUCCGGUGCCCAUUGGCAGCAGCAUCGGAAACUGGUGCUGGGUACCUUCUCCCUGUUCAGGGAUGGUGACCUGAAGCUGGAGAAGAUCAUAUGUCGGGAGGUCAGCGCACUGUGCGAUUUGCUGCUUACCUACAACGAGAAGUCCUUAGAUCUGGCCCUGCCUGUCUUUAUGUCAAUUAUCAACGUCAUCUGCUCCAUCUGCUUCAACAUCUCUUACAAGAAUGGGGACCCAAAAUUGACCACCAUAAAGACCUUUACGGAGGGCAUCCUGGAUAAUUUGGGCAGCGAAAAUCUAGUGGACAUAUUCCCAUGGUUGACGAUUUUCCCCAAUAAAGCCCUGGAAAUGAUAAAGAGGUAUGUUAAAAUGCGAGAUGAAGUGCUGACUGAACUACUGGAAAAACGCAAGGAGAAAUUCAGCAGUGACUCUAUCACCAACCUGAUGGACGUGCUGAUACAAGCCAAGAUGAAUGCAGACAACAACAAUGCCAGUCCAGACCAGAAUUCAAAUAUGUUUUCAGAUAAGCACAUCCUUGCCACAAUAGCAGAUAUCUUUGGGGCCGGUGUGGAGACCACCACCUCUGUGGUGAGUUGGAUUGUGGCCUUCCUGCUGCACAAUCCUCAGGUGAAGAUGAAGAUUCAAAAGGAGAUUGACCAUAAUAUAGGUUUCAACCGUACCCCAACUUUCAAUGAUCGGACUCACCUCCUCAUGCUGGAGGCCACCAUCCGAGAGGUGCUUCGCAUCAGGCCAGUGGCCCCCAUGCUCAUCCCCCACAAGGCUAACAUUGACUCCAGCAUUGGCGAGUUUACCAUCCCCAAGGACACACAUGUGGUCAUCAACCUGUGGGCACUGCAUCACAAUGAGAAAGAGUGGAAGCAACCAGAUCAGUUCAUGCCCGAACGCUUCUUGGAUCCAACAGGGAGCCACAUCAUCAAUCCUUCCUUGAGCUACUUGCCUUUCGGGGCCGGUCCCCGCUCCUGUGUAGGGGAAGUCCUGGCCCGCCAGGAGCUCUUCCUCAUCAUGGCCUGGUUGCUGCAGAGAUUUGACUUAGAUGUGCCAGAUGAUGGGCAGCUGCCCUGCCUGACGGGUGACCCCAAGGUGGUCUUUCUGAUCAACCCAUUCAAAGUGAAGCUUAAGGUGCGCCAGGCCUGGAAGGAUGCCCAGGCUGAGGUUAAUGCCUAGAAGCCAUACCUAACAUGCCCUGACUCCAUGCUGUGUGGCCCACAGCACAAAUCAGAGGUGCUAUUCCCACUACC
Nannospalax galili (Upper Galilee mountains blind mole rat) is the source of this 1601-nucleotide messenger RNA. Its product is annotated as steroid 17-alpha-hydroxylase/17,20 lyase. Gene Ontology annotation, molecular function: iron ion binding; steroid 17-alpha-monooxygenase activity; heme binding. NCBI's taxonomy places the organism in Eukaryota, Metazoa, Chordata, Mammalia, Rodentia, Spalacidae. Bases 1 to 1527 code for a protein of 508 amino acids. Gene Ontology annotation, biological process: progesterone metabolic process; hormone biosynthetic process. The record is from RefSeq and is a predicted model, not a curated record. The transcript is spliced from 8 exons.